AUCAAGCGAGCGAACCAGCAGAGCAAACGGUGAUGUGUGUGCUGAUUGGUGAAAAAGUGACUAGACAAAAUUUUCUCGUCUACCUACAAGAGUUUAAAGCAGUCUGCUGAUUCAUGAGAAAAACAGAAAAAUCUGUUCGCGACGUGUAGAAACCAACAAAAUAAAGCGAUAAAUCUUGUGCGUUGUUGUCUGCGGACAGCACGAUCACAUCAGUUUUUUACGGAGAAAAACGAACAGUCGAAGAAGAAAAAAUCGAAUUCUGUUGCGUCGGGAACAAAAAUCUUUAGGUUACUCGCCUUCCGUAUAUUUUCAUCGUCUCGGCGAAACGACAAAAAGCAGCGAAAGAAAGUGCGACGAGCGAGCACUCACUCGUACAGUGAAAAACAAAAGGCUUUGUGUUUGCCUAUUUUCUCGUCGUGGGACAGCGAAGAAAAACGGCCUCUAAAGUGGAAGUUCAACAAGCAAAGAGGAAGCAGUCCGAUAUGGAGCUCACACCGGAAGAAAUUCGAGCGAGACGUUUGCGGAAGCUGGAAACAGGAAGUAGCAGACCUCUGUCCGUACCAACCGUCAACGUCCUGGAUGGUGGUCAACAGCCGGAGCCCCCCAGCCAAGUUGUUCCCGUGGCAUCGGCUCCCAGCGAGGAAGUUAAUGUGAAAAAGGAGAACAAUUCCGACAGUGGACGUCAACCGAUUCCUUCCAACGUCAGAGUAUUCGACUACAGAGAUAUGGAAACGGAUUCCGAUACCAGUGACGCUUUUGCCAGCAUUUCUUCGCGUGCAACCGCCGCCUCGGGCGCAAAUGAGAAACGUAAUGUCCGUUCGCGUCACCCGAUUCAUGAAACUUUCCUUCAUCCGCUGGAGGUCGAACGAUUGAUACCACCAUUCAAUGGCAAAGACGGAACCGAUGUACACUUUCAAAUGGCGAAACGCAUACGAAUGAAAGGCGAAGACGAAGAAAGCUACGUAUACGACAUGCAGCGCAUUGCGAAAGAAGGUCGCCUAUCAGAGGAAGCUGUCAUUUCUUACGUCAUUCGAAACAUCAACGAUGACAAACUACAAGAGCACCUGAUGUCAAAAGAACUGUAUACAGUGGACGGGCUCAUCGCUUGUUUACAACGUUAUCUUCGCUUGAGAGCUGUUGUCAAUACACGGUAUAAUGUCCAACGGAAGGAUGUCGUCAAGACAUCAUCAUUGAAGAACAAUGAACAGAAGGAUAAUACGGAAGAACAAAGCGACGAGCAGACCCCAGUUCGACGAUGCUUCAACUGUAACGAAAAAGGACAUCUAUCAGCGAAGUGUCCGCUACCCCAGAGAAAACCUCGUUGUACAAAAUGUGAAAAAGUGGGUCAUCUCGAUGCAGACUGCGUCGCUACGACAACACCUACAACACCGAAACCAACGCUUGAGGCGCCGCAAGUUAGGUUUAUGCAGGAAAGUGGUCCAGCUAAGGACACAAUCAUCACCACAGAGCCUUACAUCUUAAAAGUGGACGAAGGAAGUCGUCGAACAGUAAUGAUUCUCUUUGGUACUCGAUGCAGUACGUUUGACGUACUUUUGGAUCUCGGAUCCCCGGUAAGUCUGAUCAAAGGUUCAAUGUUGCCAUCUGAUUUUGACUAUUCCCUGAACGUACCGCCUGGAGAUAUACUUGGAAUUAACGGCACGCGUUUAAAGAUGUACGGAUCAUUUCGAAGCUCGAUCAUUGUUGGAAAUCGCGUUUUUAGUACUUGUCUCGUUGUCGUACCGGACGACACGAUCUCGGAAGGAGUCAAUGUCCUCUUGGGCCGAGACUUUAUAAAUGUGUUUAUCGACGAUAUACUAAUUAGUAGCGAUACCAUCGAAGAACAUUUAGAUUUAUUGCCGUCCGUUCUUAAAACGUUAAGUGACAACCACAUUAAGCUACAAUUGGAAAAGUGCUCUUUUCUAAAGACUACCCUCGAUUAUCUCGGGUACAACAUAACCUACAACUCGAUUAGUCCUAGUGACCGUCACAUAGAUUCCGUACACUCUAAUCCGAUUCCCGUUAAUGUACAUGCACUUCACCGCAUCGUAGGGCUUGUUAGCUACUUUCGCAAAUUCAUACUGAACUUUAACAAGAUAGCGCAACCGUUGUAUGAAUUGCUGAAAAAGGAUGUCCAGUGUAGGUUUGAAGACAAGCAUUUAGUUGCGUUUGAAGGACUGAAGGCUUGUUUGAUCAGAAAACCGGUACUCGCAAUCUAUUCGCCGUAUUUGGGGGUAUUUUGCUCCAACGCCAAGAGCAAGACAUUCGAAUACAUAAUAGAACACCGUCCUGGUGAGCGUAUGAAGCAUGUAGAUGCACUGAGUCGCGUUAACAUAUUGCUUCUUGAGACCGGUGAGAAAUCGGUUAAUGAUUUGUUUUCUAAUACGAUCUACGUGGCGCAGCUUCAAGAUCCUAGUAUCCAGAAGAUCAAGACUGCCAUUCUGAAAGGAGAGUUGAAGGAUUACGAGUCAGAUAUCCUGGAAGGUAUUAACACAAACGUUGAUCGUGACCUCGAGAAAAUUAGGAACGAAGCGGAGGAAAAGAUCAAACAGCUGCAGAAGUACAACAAAUUAAAGCACGAUGAAAAAUGCAAGCGUAACACGGUGUAUCAAGAAGGUGAUUUAGUUGUUAUUAGGGCGGUAAAAGUGCCAAGAGAAAAUAGCAAGCUUAAAGCCAAGUAUAGGGGGCCGUAUCAGAUUCGAAAGGUUCUCGACAACAACAGAUACAUUGUGUCGGAUUUGGACGGAUAUCAGGUGACGAGCACGCACUUUGAUGGUACGUUUGACCCUCUUAAUCUAAGGCUGUACCGCCAGGCAGUUAAUCGUGAAGGACCCGUUUCUUUCGCGUUGAGUUGUUCAUCGGACGAAUCAGACUUUUACAGUAUUUUUCUCUCUGUUGCAGUGCCCAGUUCGACAUCCUCCAAUGUCGAAACGAACAACGGCGAUGCCGAAUCAGCCAACAGUACCAGUGGUAGCGGUGAAUCUCCCACCAAGAUGGAAGAGGACGUUCCACCAGUGAUCGAAGCUACCAGUCAGGCUAUCGGCAGUCUGGAAGCGCCACCGAACUCCGAGGACAAGAGUCGUGAUGAGGCAGCGAGCCGCGAGGAACUGCAACAGAUUGCGUUUCGCAUCAUGAAUAUCAACAGCCAAAUUCGUUACUCAGAUCCUCGAUUCUGCAUAGAUGGCGCGGUAAUAGAGAGUGCCAUGGAAGCACUGGAUGCAAAGAAUUAUCGCGAGUUUUGUGCAGAAGUGAUUACCGAAGUGGUGAAGGAUUUCUACGAAGGAAAACUAAUCGAUGCCGGUGGUAGUGGUGCAUCCCUCUCGGACGGUUGGAGUAAUAUUCCACCGAAGAAGGUGAGACCAAUCGAUAUCGAUGAUGUGUUGAAGCGGAGCGGAAGUGGUAGCUCGGCAAUGGAAAUCGACAACGAGAUAGGGCUAUGUUCGUCGAAGCCCACCAUAAAGGCCUUUAGCUCGAAUCGUGUAGCGGCGUUAGACUAUCUCAUCAACUGCUACUGCCGAGCGAACGACGAAGUGUACAGCUAUACCAAAAUCAAAAAAAGUAAGAAAAUGUAUUUGGCUGAGAUUCUGCCCGAAUUGGCCGCAGUCAUCCGACAGCAAACGCUCAAGUAUGCAAUUCUAUUGACAAAGAAUCGUUUCCAAAAUUUUGCCCAAAUUGAUAACCCCGCUAAGUUGAUACUGGAGAAAUCGCCACUGCUUCAGUUGAUGUACGAGAAUAAGGUCCCAUCAGACUUUCUGACAAGCCUGAUGGCUGAAUCACGUAAAAAAGAAACCGAUUUCGAAGACAUCUUCACCAUCGUACUCGACGAUCUGUAUGUGGACAUGCAAAACGCGAUCUGCAACGAAAACAUAGUCAGUGAUGCGUUAAAUCGGCUCAAGGAGCUGGUAGAAAUAAAGGUGGAAAAUACGAAUCCAAUAUGCAAUCUGAUUGUGAAACACGUCGUUUUCCUGCCAAGACUGACACUAGACAAGUACGCUGCCAGAGAAAUAUCCAAGGUGUCCUUCUUGGCACCUUUUCUGUCACUUUCGGUGCUACUAGACGAGAACCCAAAAUUUGCUACGCAUCACUUUUUGGAAAACGUUUGCGACCGAACUUUAGCGGCCUCUUUCCAAUCACUGCUCGGCAAUACCCGAAAGGUAUUGCAUCAAAUAUUUCUCUCUCUGCUGACCAACUUGGACAGUCGUCAGGAAGUACUUAAAUAUGUUUCGGAGAUUCUAAAGACGAACCACAAACGAAUUCAGUACAAUGCUGACGAUCGGUUUCUGGCAAAAGACGGUUUCAUGCUAAACUUUAUGUCCAUUUUGCAACUGUUAUCAGUUAAAAUCAACAUGUCUAGAAUAGAUCCGUUCUAUCCGCAUCACCCGGAAGCCUUGAUUGAUAUCGAAGACGAAACUAAACUGAAACUUUCAUCCCAAGAGUAUAAUGACUGGCUAGAGAAACUACAGUCGGAGAAAAAAUGGGAAACCCCGAAGUUUGUCACCCAUUGUUGGUUCCUGACACUACAUGCCCAUCACCUGGGAAUCAUCCCGGCGAUUCAACGUUACAAUAAGCUGCUGCGAGCUACCAAAGAACUGCAACGAAUGGUCGAUGAGCUAAAUUCCAGCAAGAGUCAGUGGGAGAACACUCGACUCGCUCGCAGAAACAAUCAAGUCCGGGAUCGUUGUGUCAAUCAGAUUAACAAGCUCUCCAAGGCAAAGCUCGGUUGCGAUAUUGCCGUCAUCGAUCCGAAUGUGUUGGGUGCCUGCAUGCAGUUCUAUUCGUCUGUUUGCGAAUACAUGCUGUACCAGAUCGAAAACAGACCUAUCGAAGGUCUAUUCGUCAACAAACAACCGCCUUCAACGUUGGUGGCAAGUGAGAAUUUCUGCUCCCUGCCCGAGUGGUACAUCGAAGAUAUUGCCGAUUUCAUUUUGUUCUGCAUGCAGCAUAGCAUUGAAGUGGUCGAUUUCGUGGACAAUUCGGUCAUCACCUGGAUUUUGACGUUGGUAUGCGCACCGCAUCUCAUCAAAAAUCCCUACAUCACUGCCAAGUUGAUCGAGGUUCUGUUUGUGACCUCACCAACAAUUCAGACGACAUCGCAGCGUCUCUAUCUCCAGAUUAUCAACCACGAGCUGGCCCAGACGGCCCUGGUAAGUGCCCUUAUGAAGUUCUACACCGACAUCGAAACUACCGGCCAAAGCACCGAGUUCUACGAUAAAUUCACCAUCCGCUACCACAUCAGCCACUUGUUCAAGGGACUCUGGGAUAGUGUGGCCCAUCGACAGGCCAUCGUGAAUGAGUCGAAAUGUGGCAAGCAGUUUGUCAAGUUUGUUAAUUUCUUCCUGAAUGAUACCACAUACUUGCUGGACGAGUGCUUAGAGUAUCUGAAACGAAUCCACGAAACGCAGGUACUGAUGAUGGAUGAAGCUGCCUGGAGUGAGCUCGGCCAGGAAACGCAGCAAAGUCGUCAGCGGCAGUUAGUACAGGAUGAGCGACAGUGCCGAUCCUAUUUGACGUUGGCAAGAGAAACUGUGGACAUGCUACACUAUCUUACAAUCGACAUCAAGGAGCCCUUCCUACGACCCGAGCUAAUUGAUCGUCUAAGUUCAAUGUUAAAUUACAACCUACAACAAUUAUGCGGUCCAAAGUGCAAUGAUCUGCGUGUACGUAACCCUAUGAAAUAUGGCUGGGAACCGCGAAGACUACUCAGUCAACUGAUUGACAUUUAUCUUCACCUGAGUUGUGAUGAAUUUGCCGCUGCGCUAGCUGCCGAUGAGCGAUCCUUUGAACGACAUCUCUUCGAAGACGCUGCUAACCGGCUAGAACGAAUGGGUAUCCGAACUACGAUGGAAGUGGAUAAGUUCCGAAAGCUGAUUCGUCAAGCUGCCGACAUUUAUGUACAAAAUCAACAAAAUGCGGAUGAGUUUGCUGACGCACCGGAUGACUUCAAGGAUCCUCUGAUGGACACGCUGAUGAUCGACCCAGUGAUACUGCCUUCCGGGACCGUCAUGGACAGGUCUAUUAUAACGCGGCACCUGCUGAACAGCAAUACAGACCCCUUCAAUCGACAAACGCUCACGGAGGAUAUGCUCAUACCGGCCACGGAGCUCAAGGACCGCAUCGAGCAGUGGAUCAAAGAUUACCGUGCGAAGAAGAAACAAUAAGACUUGAAGUUUUAUAUAGAAGCAGAACCUUUUUUUCUAGGUAUCGAUCGCUAUGUGACAGAGGGCAAAAACUCAAAUACUGAAUUUAAAUGCUAGAACGGAUAUACAUAUAGACGUAUUUAUAUAAAUAGUACUAAGAUAGGAUUUUCACAAAAUCGUUCGUCCUUUCUAUCGCUAGCGAAAGGUUGCUGCUGGUGGUUGCGCUAUUAUUUUUUCGUUAACUUAUGAAUGAAUUAUGAAUCACGAUUACGAAUAGCUGUCGAAGUCUUUUUGGCUGCUGAAGGAACAACUUCCAUUCUUUGUUCAGUGAUGCAACCAAAGACUGAAAAUCUCAUAGUCGAAACGAAGCCACUGCAAUAAACAAACUCGAACCAUUUUAUCUCUAUAGUUUUUUUUUAUUAAAUAAUUUUGGUUCGUCUGGUUCGUUAUUUUUGCUGCUGAUAACAAUAGAAAGAAAGAAGCGAGUUGAUGGGAGUGAAUUGAUGGGUACCCCGUUUCUGAACAAUGUAGCGUGCAUAAGCAAAUAGUACUCUUAAUAAAAAUCAAUAAUAAAAUUA
Topomyia yanbarensis is the source of this 6712-nucleotide messenger RNA. RefSeq lists its product as uncharacterized. The coding region runs from base 483 to 6155 and encodes 1890 amino acids. Gene Ontology annotation, cellular component: ubiquitin ligase complex; nucleus; cytoplasm. Lineage: Eukaryota; Metazoa; Arthropoda; Insecta; Diptera; Culicidae. The transcript has 9 exons. The record is from RefSeq and is a predicted model, not a curated record. Gene Ontology annotation, molecular function: zinc ion binding; nucleic acid binding; aspartic-type endopeptidase activity. Gene Ontology annotation, biological process: protein polyubiquitination.